AUGAUCUGUCUACAAGUUCAUUAUAAUCUAAACAGAAUUCUAUUGCUUGCUGUUGGUUUAUGGCCCUAUCAACAAUCCAAAUUCACUCAAUUUCAAUGUAUUUUUAUUUUUUCUACUCUGUCAGCUUGUAUUGUGUUUCAGUUGACACCAUUAAUAAGCUCGAAAUUUACUUCUGAUCUCCUCGUUAAAGUCCUGUCUUCCGUAUCAUUCUUUACAAUGUUCAUGAUAAAAUUUAUUGCUUUUCAUCUUAAUAUUGAUGCAAUAAAAGAUUUACUGGCGCAACUUCAGUAUACAUGCAGUGAAUUGAAAGACGAUUGUGAAAGCGCUAUCAUAAGAAAAUAUAGUCAGAAUGCAAGACGGUAUACAGUUGCACUUACAAUACUUGGUGUUUCUAGCGUGUUUAUUCUUAUUAUCGUUCAAUUUUGGGCGAAUAUUCUUAAUGUUAUUUUACCGAGGAAUAUAUCUCGACCACGUCAUAUACCAAUUAUGACAGAAUACUUUAUUGAUCAAGAAAAAUAUUUUUAUUUAAUUGUACUGCAUAUACAUGUAUCAAUUUGCAUUGGCGCUAUCGUAAUAGUAUCGACGGGAACAAUGAUGAUUGCAUAUCUUGAGUAUAUCUGUGGAUUGUUUCGAAUUUCUAGCUAUCGUAUUGAACGUGCAAUGGGAACUAAUGUGUUACAAAAUAUUACUGUAAAAAACAAAACUUUGAUAUUCGAAGGGAUAAUAUAUGCUGUAGAUAUUCAUCGGCAAGCUAUGAGAUUGUCUGAAUUAAUUCUUUCUAAAUUUGAAGUAAUGCUAUUUGGUCUAAUAACAUUCGGAGUAAUUUCUUUAAGUCUUAAUCUCUUUCGAAUAUUUCAGAUAGCAUCGACUGAAAGAGAUAUAAAGGAAAUUUUGAUGCCACUUGUAUUUGCAAUUAGCAUUAUAGUAUACAUGUUUAUAGCCAAUUAUGUCGGACAGAAUGUAACGAAUCACAAUAAUUGCAUAUAUGUUACCGCAUAUAAUGUUCAAUGGUACAUAGCACCGCUAAAUAUACAAAGAUUGAUAUUGUUUCUGUUGCAAAGAAGCGCCAAAGAUUUUUCUUUGAAUGUCGGUGGUAUAUUUUAUGCGUCUAUAGAAUGUUUUGCCACUCUUUUGAAGACUUCAGUAUCUUAUUUUACCGUCAUAUAUUCCACUCUUAACAGAACUCUUUUACUCGCUUUUGGCUUAUGGCCCUAUCAACAAUCAAAACUCACUCGUCUUCAAUUCAUCCUUUUCUUUGGUAUUUUGACAAGCUCUAUUUUAUUUCAAGUUUUUCAAAUGGAUUCAUCUAUAGAUAACAUCAGGGAACUUAUAUUUCCUGUUUUAUUCAUAUUUAUUAGUAUUUUUUAUAUGUUUAUUGCGAAUUACAUCGGACAAGAUGUUAUGGAUCAUACUAAUCAAGUAUUUGUUACUGUAUACAAUGUUCAAUGGUACGUAGUUCCUUUGCACAUACAAAGAAUUAUACUUUUUCUGUUGCAAAGAGGCACUAAGGAUUUUACUUUAAGAGUCGGUGGAUUGUUUAUUGGAUCACUAGAGUGUUUCGCCACGUUGGUGAAGGCUUCAGUAUCUUAUUUUACAGUUAUGCGCUCUAUGCGGUAAUAAAUCAAUAAAAAGGUAAAUCAAAUUAAAUUGUAAUAUAAUAAAUAUAUAAUUAAUAAAAAAUUUCGAAUAUUGCUUUCACAUUUAAACAUUAGGGACACUAAAGAUUUGAGUACAAAUUGAUUGAAAGAAAUUUUAUGUUCCUGAAGUAUCAUUUAUGUUCUAUCAAUUCAGCAUUCUACACCAGGUUUAUGCCCUGUUUAUCUUGUUUUCCCCUUUUUAUAUAGCCCCCUAUUUUUAUGCAGCCUCAGGAUUUGUGUAUUACUUAUAUUCCAGCCAUGCUUCUAAUUAGAACCCGUUUUUGCUGUGAUGCAAGUUAUUUUGCUCUACCGAAAUAAUGAGACUUUAUCAUGAGACACUUCAACAACUUAUCUCACGUGUAAUGGUUUCUAUUUUGUUCACUCUGUGUUUUGGUCAAGUAGCUUUAUAGUUGCUUUAUCCCACCAAAAAAACCUAAAAUUAGUCUUUAGGAUUUUCCACAGAAAAACCUAAAAUUAGUCUUUAGGCUUUUCCACAGAAAAACCGCCGACUAGACCGAUAAAGUGAUCGUUCUUGACGUUCUUAUUCUCGCACCUCUUUACGACCUACCUUCCGCAUUUUUUCUAUAAAAGAAUUUGAUAGUCUCCUCGAUAUUCAGAUCUAGCUCCUCUAUAUGUACCAUUAUUCGAUAAUAUUUGAGCAACUCGGUCAAUGUUGCAUCUGGGGAGUGUUUUCAAUUCUUAGUUCAGUAAAAUGGCUAUUUCUUUUCCAGUUGUUAGUAAAACUUGAAACCAGCGUAUUUCGGAAGUUCAAAGAUAUGUUCCUUCUAAU
Messenger RNA from Pogonomyrmex barbatus (red harvester ant), 2427 nucleotides. RefSeq lists its product as uncharacterized. The record is from RefSeq and is a predicted model, not a curated record. Gene Ontology annotation, biological process: sensory perception of smell; detection of chemical stimulus involved in sensory perception of smell. NCBI's taxonomy places the organism in Eukaryota, Metazoa, Arthropoda, Insecta, Hymenoptera, Formicidae. Gene Ontology annotation, cellular component: plasma membrane. Gene Ontology annotation, molecular function: odorant binding; olfactory receptor activity.